AUGGCCUCUGCGGUACCCGCAACAGCAGAAGGGGGUGCUGGUCACUCCCAGGCUGCCUCCGGGCACCACCUACACGCAGUGAACCCUCAAUCUAAGCGUCGCACAAUGAUCGCAACACCAACGGGCCAGUGGGCACUAGGGAAAACAUUGGGUGCGGGUAGUAUGGGUAAGGUCAAAGUUGGAAAGCACUUGGAGACUGGGGAACAGGUCGCUAUCAAGAUCGUGCCCAGACAGUCAACGGAGGAACAUAGAAAUCAACGUGAGGCCGAUAGGGCAGAUCGCUCAAAGGAGGUUCGGACCGCUCGCGAGGCGGCCAUUGUCAGCCUUGUGAAUCACCCUUACAUUUGCGGUAUGCGAGAUGUGGUAAGGACCAAUUACCAUUGGUAUAUGCUUUUUGAGCUGGUCAAUGGUGGUCAGAUGCUGGACUACAUCAUCUCCCACGGCAAGCUAAAGGAGAAACAGGCGAGGAAGUUCGCUCGCCAGAUUGCAAGUGCGUUAGACUACUGUCAUCGCAACAGCAUCGUGCACCGAGACUUGAAGAUCGAAAACAUUCUCAUCAGCAAGACCGGAGACAUUAAAAUUAUUGACUUUGGCCUUAGCAACCUAUUCUCCCCGAGAAGCCUCCUGAAAACAUUCUGCGGCAGUCUUUACUUUGCUGCGCCUGAGCUGCUCCAGGCAAGGCAGUACACUGGGCCCGAAGUAGACGUCUGGAGUUUUGGUAUUGUGCUUUACGUCUUGGUGUGCGGCAAGGUCCCGUUCGAUGAUCAGAGCAUGCCGAAACUCCAUGCGAAGAUUAAAUCUGGCGCAUUCGAAUACCCUCCUGGCCUAACUGCUGAAUGCCGCCACAUUAUCUCGCGCAUGCUGGUAACUGAUCCCAAACAGCGCGCAAGUUUGGCAGAGAUCAUGAAUCACCCAUGGAUGAACAAAGGUUUUAAUGGACCUCCUGAUAAUCACCUUCCUCAUCGUGAACCACUGCAGCUCCCGUUGGAUCCAGAGGUCAUCGAGAAGAUGACUGGAUUUGAAUUUGGAAAACCGGAGUUUAUCACAGCACAACUCACUAAAAUCAUAGAGUCUGACGAUUAUCAGCAUGCGAUUGCACUCAAUGCCCGUGAACAGCCUGCCCCUGCUCACUCCGAUAAGAAGCGCGGCGUCUUUGACUUUUACAAGCGACGAAACUCGGCCAGCAAGGAUACUCUCUCAGCCCCUUCAGCGGAAGCUGUCCAGCUAGGAAACGAUCCGUUAAACGCUUACAGUCCGUUGUUGUCUGUGUAUUACCUGGUCAAGGAAAAGCUGGACAAGGAGCGAAGCGAGGCUAACCCAGGGGCUCUCGGCCUCGUCCAAGCUCCGGUGGACACGCUUCAAGUACCCGACCUUGCGCCCCCGGAAGCCGCUCAUACGAACCAGUACCAUGUGCCCGGAGAAAAAGAUACCGGAAGGCGAUCACGACCGCGCGCACGGACCCAUGGUGAUGACGAUAUUACAGAGGGCAUGAAGAAUGCCAGCCUCGCAUCCCAUAAUGGACAAGCUUCACACAGCCCCGCCGGAUCCCAACCAGAGACCCCUGCCAAGAAAGAAAGCACUGCCGCGGGACUUUUGAGGCGCUUUAGCACGCGGAAAACGAAGGACCGGAGCCGCGACCGCGAACGAUCAAGGCUGGCAAGCCCUCAUCAGCCGUCGCUCAAUGUGCAGCCGCCGGCUGACUCUGCUUCUCCUCUCUCUAGAGGGUUUAGCAUGCGAAAGAACCGCCGUACGGAACCGUCCCCGAGGGCAAUUCCGUCAACGGGCAGUCAGCCCCAACAUCAAGAUCUCCUCAAGACCCCUGGACCUACAGAGCCGGCCUCGCGGUCCAACAAGUACUUGGAGAGAUCAACCAGCGUCAGCUCAGGCGAACCACGGCAUCGACGGUCUCGCCGAACCGAGGGCGAUUCUGGGAGCCAGCCGCCGCAGACGAGUGGCUCAGAGUAUGUAGCUGUUCCAAAGGACCCGGCAACUGGGCGCGAACAAAAAUUAGCGACGCGUACGCACGCUAGCCGGACAAUGUCCCUUGGUCAUGCUCGCCGUGAAAGCAUACAGGCCCGCCGGGCUCGACGGGAUGCUGCGAGAGAAGCCAAUGUUCCUGAAGAGACGGAUGGCGAGAUCUCCGGACCAGGGGCUGCGUUGGAAAGUGCGAAUGAAGAAGACUUGUCCAAACCAGUCUACCUCAAAGGCCUGUUUAGUGUUUCUACUACCAGCAGCAAGCCACUUGCCUUUAUUCGCGCCGAUAUAAUCCGGGUUCUGAAGCAGCUUGCUGUCGAGCACGAGGAAAUCAAAGGUGGCUUCAGCUGUCGCCAUGCGCCCAGCAUCGACUUGGACAAGGUAGUCGAUAAUGGACCUCCUAGUCCAGAGCGACAAGGCCAGGUUUCUAGCCACCGUCGCCGAAUCAGCUUGGGCGGACUUUUGAAUCACGACGAUGGCCGUGAGGAGAUCACCCGAACCACAUCGCGCCGCCGUCAACGAGCCCCAGAUCGCAGUUUUGUUUCGAACUCUGACGCAUCGGACGAGUACCUCGAAACUCGCGAUACCACCGUGACAAGCGGAGAGCGUGUUGUUGGAGAGACAACCACCCGAGUGCAAAGUGACACGGGCGGGAACCUGGUCCUCCGGUUCGAGAUCCUCAUUGUUAAAGUGCCGCUGUUCUCGCUGCACGGUAUCCAGUUCAAGAAGGUCUCUGGAGGCAUGUGGCAGUACCGAGAGAUGGCGAAAAAGAUUUUGGAUGCCCUGCGACUUUGA
This is a messenger RNA of Aspergillus mulundensis, 2769 nucleotides long. RefSeq names its product putative serine/threonine protein kinase Kin1 (gene kin1). Gene Ontology annotation, cellular component: cytoplasm. NCBI's taxonomy places the organism in Eukaryota, Fungi, Ascomycota, Eurotiomycetes, Eurotiales, Aspergillaceae. The transcript has 3 exons. Gene Ontology annotation, molecular function: tau-protein kinase activity; protein serine/threonine kinase activity; ATP binding. The record is from RefSeq and is a predicted model, not a curated record. Gene Ontology annotation, biological process: intracellular signal transduction; microtubule cytoskeleton organization; protein phosphorylation. The coding region runs from base 1 to 2769 and encodes 922 amino acids.